AGAUCGAGGAGCCCCACAUGACGUCCAUGUUGUUGAUCUGGCACAUGUCGACUAAGGAUGAUGAAAAAUAGCGUUGACAUUUCCAGUCAGAGGAACAUAUGCAGAUGUAAAAUGUGCAAAUAGAUAUUGCACCUGCAAACACGUGUCAUAGGUGGCUGAGACACGCAAAUCCUGCGCUACGUCACUGGAAAUUCAGGUUACGUGCUCGCCAUCCGCGAGGAUAAACUGUAAACAUGGCGGAGAAAAAUGCACCUCAGAUAAAAAUUGGUCACUAUAUACUUGGAGAUACACUCGGCGUUGGAACUUUCGGAAAAGUUAAAAUUGCCACCCACCACGUAACUAACCAUAAAGUGGCUGUGAAGAUUUUGAAUCGCCAGAAGAUCAAGAAUCUUGAUGUCGUUGGCAAGAUAAAGCGUGAAAUUCAGAACCUGAAACUAUUCAGACACCCUCAUAUAAUUAAGCUUUAUCAGGUGAUGAGCACACCCACUGAUAUUUUCAUGGUUAUGGAGUAUGUGGCUGGAGGAGAAUUGUUUGAUUACAUUGUUAAACAUGGCAAGUUAAAGGAACCUGAAGCGAGGCGAUUUUUCCAGCAGAUAAUAUCUGGUGUUGAUUACUGCCAUCGACAUAUGGUAGUGCACAGAGAUCUUAAACCGGAAAACUUGCUUCUCGACAGUACUCUCAACGUCAAAAUAGCUGACUUUGGUCUGUCCAACAUGAUGUAUGAUGGGGAGUUCCUCAGAACUAGCUGUGGCUCACCAAAUUACGCAGCUCCAGAAGUCAUCUCAGGAAAAUUGUAUGCUGGGCCUGAAGUUGACAUUUGGAGUUGUGGUGUUAUUUUAUAUGCUUUACUUUGUGGCACUUUGCCGUUUGAUGAUGAGCAUGUACCUACAUUAUUUAGAAAAAUUAAAUCUGGCAUAUUUGCUAUUCCUGAGUACCUUAACAAGGAAGUGGUCAGUCUACUCUGUCUCAUGUUACAAGUCGAUCCAUUGAAACGAGCCACAAUCAAAGGCAUCAGGGAUCAUGAUUGGUUUAAGACGGAUGUUCCAAAUUACCUGUUCCCUUCAGAUAAUGACCAAGAUGCCUCCAUUGUAGACUUUGAAGUUGUAAGGGAAAUCUGUGAGAAAUUCAAUGUGACAGAAAUGGAAGUGAACAGAGCCCUUAUGAGUGGAGAUCCAUAUGAUCAACUCAGCAUAGCAUAUCACUUAAUCCUGGAUAACAAUCGCAUCGCAGAUGAAGCUGCCGAUUCAGAGAUCCAGGAGUUCUACCUUGCCUCCAGUCCUCCUGUGGAUUCCUUCCUUAUGGCAAGAUAUGCACACCUUGGUGUGGGCUCCCCGCCCUCACAGGAUCAAGCUACCAGUCCUCUGAAACCACACCCAGAAAGGAUGCCAGAGAUGAAAAGUACAAGUCACACAUUGGAACCAUUGCUUGCAACAACAAACAAAGGACUUACUCCUUCAAAGAAGGCUAAGUGGCAUCUAGGUAUUAGAUCUCAGAGUAAACCUCAGGACAUCAUGCAUGAGGUAUUCCGGGCCAUGAAGACAUUGGACUAUGAAUGGAAGACUGUAAACCCAUACCAUGUCAAAGUUAGGAGGAAGAAUCCCGGCUCAGGCAGAUAUAGUAAGAUGAACCUACAGCUGUACCAAGUAGACCAGAAGAGCUUUCUACUCGACUUCAAGAGCCUGAGUUUGGUAGAUAUAUCAGAGCCGUCCCCUGCCAACUCCCUGUCCGACUCCAUGGGUCGUAGUAUGUCCGGCUCACCGCCGUCUUCCCUGUCCGACCUGGAUUACUCAUCAGACAAUGUCUUGUUCAUGCCUGAUGAGAAGAUGGAGACAGAUGAUGAGAUGCCUAAAUGUCAUGUAACUCUUGAAUUCUUUGAGAUGUGUGCAAAUCUGAUUACGACAUUGGCACGGUAACUAUCAUACCGAUCAAGCUACCAGACUGGAUACCAUGGUUACCAUUUGGGAGAGGUUCCAGAACAACGACUGGAACUUUAGGAACUAGUCUCAUCAUCAACCCAACACAUCUGGACAUAGCUAUGACAUUUUGACCUUGAUGGUCUGAAGUGGUUAACAAAGGGGAACUGAAUUGCUCUAUAGAACUGUUUUUAUAGGUUUUAUCUAGUCUCUAGGUAUAGAAAUAAAUGAUUGUAAAAACUGAGCAUGAAGCCGAUGACCUAGAAAAACUAGAGUUAACAACUGUAUAAGUUCAUACUAGGAUGUAUUCAUCGAAAUAACUUUUAAACAUGGACUGUCUUUGUUGGAAUUUUUGAUGCAAACUGAAUUAGUAGUUGAUGGAAAGGAUCAGAAAUAGGACAUAGCAACAGACGUAUGUGUAAAUCUGUACCUAUAGAGAUUCCAACAGACAGAUUUUGUUUUAUUUCUGCCUGCUGCCAGAAAUCAAGUGUGAUCACACACCAAGUUAAAGAAAUUUCUUAAGCAAUUAAACAAUUGAAAUUUUGAAAGAUAAUUCUCAGUGACUAAGAAUUUAUUGUAAGUUCUAAUCAUAUAACCUAGUCAAUUAUAUACUGAUGUGAUGACCCUGGCUGUUAAAAGGACGUUAAACAAAAUAAACCAAACCAAUACUGAUGUGAUGGUGAGCGCAUCUGGCAGUAUAAUUUAGGAUAUCGGGAAACCUUCUCGACACAUGCACAGUAAAAAGUCUAUAAUCAAUAAAAGGUAACGUUUACAAACGUUUUACUCAUCAUGUUACAGAUGACAUACUGGUUUUAUUGUAAAAUUGGUAUAUCAUAUUGAAUUAAUAUUUGUAAUAAAAUAAAAUGGGGAACGUUUUGAAAAAAAGUAUUGGUUAUUCAGUGUCUGUUAUGAGUAUAUGGACAUAUACAUGUAUACCGGUAGUAGAUAAAGGCCAAAGACAAAAUUGUAAUGUCUGGGGUGGGGGUAAACUUGCAAAUUGUCUGGGGAGGGGGUAGUUGUACCUGAGAUAAAAACAAAUUACUUGCAUUUUCAUAAAAUAGUAGUGUACAAAAUUCUAGUGCCUAUGUCUGUAGUACAUUAUAUUUUGUUUUAGACUGUUUAGGGCGAGCAAUAUUUUAUUGUUUUGAGCUGUUGUUACUGUUAAUCUAGGACGACAUCAUGGAGUGUUUUGCUAAAGACUGUGUCUGUGAUACAAGUAUUGUGAUGUUUUUGACACGGUAGGCUGAAGUCACUGAAAGUCAAGCUAUACCAAGGCUUACAGAUCAUUGUACUUAUUUAAUCAAGAGGCAUGCUAGUGUUGACCGUUAAUCAAGAGGCAUGCUAGUGUUGACCGUUUUAGAAGACUGUAAAAAGUAUACUAUGGAUACUGUAGAUUUGUGAAUUUUGUGCACCCUACACAACUGACCUUUGUGUACCUAUUGAUUCACAUUCUAAGUGUAUGUCUUUUGUUGUAUAUGAAUAAUUAUCACAUGAUUUGUUGAUUUGCUAAUUAUUUGUUAAAUGCAAUUUUAAGUACAAAAUGUGAGAAUGUACCGGUAAAUAGUCAUGCACAGUAAGAUGUUCACAACUAAAUUCCACUUUGUGAUUAUACUUGGUGAGGGAGAGUUAGCUGGGGAGAGGGGUUAGAUAUAUUGUUAUCCUGUUAUAGUGUGAAGGGAAUGAUUGUUGUGAAAUGGCUGACUGAUGCACUAUUUAUCUAAUAAUAAAUACAUUAUUGGUAUAUGUUUGGAGAUUUCAACACCUGAGUAAUUUGACAGUCCUUGUGGAUAUUAAGGUUGUAUAUAUUAAGUGUCUGUUGAUUAGUUUUGUAAUAUAUAUCUACAUGUAACAUGUUGGUCUGAAAUUAAAUCUAUAUACGAAGUAUUUUACUUCUUACUCUAGUGCUUUAUGAAUUAAUGACAUGGGCCUUGAUGCUGUUGUCAUUUUAGAUCUUUAACAGGUAGACACAUACCUGGACCUCUCUGGUGUGUGCUAGCUUAUAAUUAACUAAACCAGGCACAUAACCCCAUUAUAGAAUUAACUAAAUCCCUAUUUAUUUACACACAGUAUAUUUUUAAGUUACCCUUUUGGACUUGGUUAAAUUUUAGUUAGAUGGAACCAUUUUUUGUUUGAAGAUGAAUUUAAUUUUGACAUUAUGAGAUACAGGAACAGCAUGCGUUAAUAAAUAUAUACCAUAUAUGUCAUGUAUAUAUCAUUGUUUCACUACUAAUUUAGUACUUAGAAUGGAAACAAUUUGAGUUCCACACUUAAAUAUACUGUCUUGCAGUCUUAUGAUCCUACAGGUAUUCUGAAAAUUAUUUUUGAGUCUUGAAUUUGAGCUGUGAAAGUACUGUGAAUAGUGAGGAAAAUGAUAUAAGUGAUAUGAUUUUAAGUGUUAAUCGUGAGAUAUGGUAGAAUAAAGGAUGAAGCAUGACCAUUGUUUUAAGACUUGUAUGAUGGCAGCUUGUGUCCGCAAUCCAACCUAGAGGUUUUCUCCACAUUUACUCUUCAAGAGGAUUUUUCUUUGGUUAAAAUCAUGUUUGUUUAGUAACUUCUUUCAAAACUUGAUGAGUUACUUGUUCUGAUGUGAAAACACUUUACAAUGAGAUGAAGUACAUGUUAUGAAUAAUACUAGUUAUAACGGACAACUUGGGGAAAACUCAUCAAACACGUGUAUCAUGUAGAGUUAACUCCCCUUAGUAAUUAAUUCACAUGUUUGAAUUUAUAAGGACACUCUUAGUAAUGAAUUCUACUGUUUGAAUUUUUAAGGAUAAUUUAGGUAUUUGUUUCGCACAAUCUAAUUAAAAUACAGAUCACUAUUGUACACUACAUUAUGAAGUGUAUAAUGUAUUAUGAUUGAAAAUGAGAAACCCUAAAUAUAAAUGUUCGUUUACAUAACAGUUUAUGUCCCAAAACAUGUGUAGUUUAUAAUGUCUAGGUUGGAUGUUGCAGACACUACUGAAUUUACAAAUUCAUACGGAGUUGGACGCUCUUGUGAAUGAUCUGCCCUCUGGCAGCUAGAUUGUAUAUACUGAGUGUUUAAAGACUGUGGUUUAUCAGCGCUGAUGUUCACACAUGUAUUCACCAAUGCUGUAAUCGGUUCUAAAAUUCACCAAGUUUGUACCUACAGUUAAAUCAAAAACGUUUUCUUGGCUGAUCAAAUGGAUUUAUUGAGCUAUGAUCUGAAAGUGUAGUGAUGGGUAUGAAUCCUUAUUAUUUGAAGUUCAUAGAGAUAUGAAUUACAAAUUGGAUGCUCUUCACACUAGUCAAAAACAGGGACAGCAUGUACUCUCCAACCUGUUUGGUGUUGUACUUUUGGUUUAGUUUGUAUUGGUAGUUAUGCCAGGUCUGCUUAACAUGUCAAUAUAAAGCAUUUAUAGUCAUAACUGACAAACGUAUGUACAGUGUAAUGAUAAGUAAUGUGUACAGAGAUAAUAAAACAAUUAUUAUAUGGCAA
Pecten maximus is the source of this 5370-nucleotide messenger RNA. Its product is annotated as 5'-AMP-activated protein kinase catalytic subunit alpha-2-like. Gene Ontology annotation, biological process: intracellular signal transduction; protein phosphorylation. The record is from RefSeq and is a predicted model, not a curated record. Gene Ontology annotation, cellular component: cytoplasm. Bases 234 to 1913 code for a protein of 559 amino acids. Gene Ontology annotation, molecular function: protein serine/threonine kinase activity; ATP binding. Lineage: Eukaryota; Metazoa; Mollusca; Bivalvia; Pectinida; Pectinidae. The transcript has 19 exons.